This is a messenger RNA of Morone saxatilis (striped sea-bass), 1667 nucleotides long. It is a transcript of the gene depdc1b, whose product is annotated as DEP domain containing 1B. The record is from RefSeq and is a predicted model, not a curated record. The coding region runs from base 69 to 1667 and encodes 532 amino acids. Gene Ontology annotation, biological process: intracellular signal transduction. The transcript has 11 exons. NCBI's taxonomy places the organism in Eukaryota, Metazoa, Chordata, Actinopteri, Moronidae.
UUGUGAAAAGCUUAUAAAAGUUGUAUAUGUCCAUGUUUUCGCACGCGUGAAGUGGGUUUUCACUGGGAAUGGAAGGUGAAGUCAUCGGAGCGGGUCCGUACAGGGCGACCAAGUUGUGGAAUGAAACCAUUAAACUCUUCCGUGGGGGGAUGCCGUUGAGAAGACACUGGGCACACUUCCGCUACUACGAUUGCAGUUUCACGGGCUCCGAGGCUGUGGAUUAUCUGCACGAGCUGCUGAGGCGCAACUACAACUUUGGGCCCGAGGUGACUCGCUACCAAACUCUGCAGCUGCUCAGGAAGUUCCUCAAGGCCCAUGUCAUUGAAGACAUCAAAGGACGCCACGGGACAGAGGACUUUGAAGACAGUGGCCAUCUGUACAGGUUCCCCAUGCUCUCUCCCCUCAAGUCUUUUCCAACAAGGCCCGUGUUGAGAGACAGCAGUGACCUGCCCAGACUCAUUCGCUGGGAUGACUACGAAGAGUUGCCUCAGCGUGAAAACAUUGCUCCCCUGAAGUCUGCUGUCAUGACCUCAGACUUGUGGAAUAAAAGGCACAGUGUAGCUAUUGGGGAUGUGCAUGAAUGCAAGCUCAUACGGAGGAAGGAGAUAACUCCAAAACAAGUGGACCACAUCUGGAAAUCAAUGACGGUUGCGCAUUUGCAGAGAGUGCUGGGCCUGAAGUCACUGGAUGGAGUUUUAAACCCAACGCACGUGAAGGGCAAGCACAUCGUUCACAAUGUGUUCAGUGUGAAUAAGACGGGCAUUGUCCUAUUGGAGAACAAAGCUGAGGACAUGCCAUACUGGGUGAUAUCAGCAAUGAAGUGCCUCGCCAACUGGCCUAAUGGCAAUGAAAGCAAACAGCCAGUGUACCCGGGUUUCGAGAGGGAUGUUCUGAGAACAGUAGGAGAUUACUUUCAGAGACUCAAAGAACCCCUGCUGACUUACCAUCUAUAUGAAGUCUUUGUCAACAUUCUCAGUCUGCUGCAGGAGCAGGAGGGAGCCACUGAGGCUCUUCAAGUCAGCUGUCUCCUGCUGCCGCCGCCCAACCGGAGACGCCUCCAGCUUUUGCUGCGUCUCAUGGCCCGGGUCUGCCAGAAUCCUCACCUGCCUCCACUCAAUGACACAAUUGCUACCCGCACACUGAUGGUGCAGAUGUUCUCGCACUGCGUUCUGCGGUCAGUAGAUGACAUGGACUUGGACGAGCUGCUUGCCACCAAACUGGUGACCUUCAUGAUGGAGCACCACAACGCCAUCUUCCAAGAUCCUCGCAAGCUGCGUCACCAGGUUGACGAGCACCUGACCCACCUCAAAAGAGUUCAGAUUAAAUACGCAGGAUCAGAUACAGACUUCAGUGCAUCUCCAGCUUUUUGUAAACAGAUCAGCAGGGUGGAGUCCGAGGAGCAGAAGGUGAUAGGAACCCAGACCCCCCUGCAAGAGCUGCUGGAAGGCCUGAUUGCAGACAAAGAACUUCCGGCCAAGGACAAGAGGAAAAGGCUCAAACAGUUCCAGAGGUCGUACCCAGAAGUCUACCACAGUCGAUUUCCCACUGAGGAAAGCAAAGCUGCUGUCAUACCUGAGAAAACCCCGCGACUCAAACCUCCUCUCAUGUUCUUUAAUAUCAAGAAACCCUUCCAGCCCUUUCAGAGGAGCUGGAGUUUUAGGGCAUAA